Molecule: messenger RNA, 2142 nt
Organism: Thyridium curvatum
Lineage: Eukaryota; Fungi; Ascomycota; Sordariomycetes; Thyridiales; Thyridiaceae
Exons: 2
Coding region: 1-2142 (713 amino acids)
Biological process (GO): Mo-molybdopterin cofactor biosynthetic process
Molecular function (GO): 4 iron, 4 sulfur cluster binding; GTP 3',8'-cyclase activity; cyclic pyranopterin monophosphate synthase activity
Source: RefSeq, a predicted model, not a curated record
AUGAGAGCUGCCCUUGACUCGGUGCUCCUCGCGCCGAGAGCUGUUCAACCUCUGAUAUCCGGCGCUUUCAGGCCUCGGCGAUCUUGCAAAUUUGGGCACGUCAGAACCAUCAGUGCCAGCACAGUGCUGCGUAAACCUGCAGUUGCUUCAUGUCCUAUAGGAGAGAAUGAGACUGACAGGCCCGUGCUUGACCCGGACUCGGCGCCGACGGUGUCCCGGCGCGAAAAGCUUCGCGAUGCCCGGCCUUUCUCUGAUUUCCUCACCGACACUUUCAAUCGACAGCACGACUACCUGCGCAUAUCAGUCACAGAGAGAUGCAACCUGCGCUGUGUGUACUGCAUGCCGGAAGAGGGAGUGCCCCUCAGCCCUCCACGAGAACUCCUGACUACGCCAGAGAUCGUCUUGCUCUCAUCGGUCUUUGUGUCACAGGGAGUGACGAAGAUCCGGCUGACAGGAGGCGAGCCUACGGUACGCCGAGAUAUCGUGCCUCUCAUGCAGCAAAUCGGAGACCUGCGCCGUCAUGGUCUCCGCGAGCUCUGCCUUACGACGAACGGGCUGUCACUGCACCGUAAGCUCGAGAGCAUGGUGGAGGCCGGGUUGACAGGAGUCAACCUGAGUCUAGACACUCUAGAUCCGUGGCAAUUCCAGAUCAUGACCAGACGGAAGGGCUUCGACGCGGUGCAGCGUAGUAUAGCCCGCAUCUUGGAGCUGAACCGGGCGGGUGCCGGUAUCCGACUCAAGAUCAACUGCGUGGUCAUGCGCGGCGUCAAUGACAGAGAAAUCCUGCCGUUUGUGGAGAUGACGCGUGAGAAAGACAUCGAGAUCCGGUUUAUCGAGUACAUGCCCUUUGAUGGCAACAAGUGGAGCAAGGGCAAAAUGUUCAGCUAUGAAGAGAUGCUCGAGCAUAUCAGGGAAAGAUACCCGACGCUGGAGAAGGUGCGCGAUCACAAGAACGACACGAGCAAAACUUGGCACAUCCCCGGAUUCGCAGGACGGCUAGGGUUUAUCACAAGCAUGACACACAACUUCUGCGGGACAUGCAACAGGCUGAGGAUCACGAGCGACGGCAACCUCAAGGUAUGCCUGUUCGGGAAUGCCGAAGUCUCGUUACGAGACAUUCUUCGCAAGGUCAACAACGGCGAACCUAUCGACGAGGAGGCACUCGCGACCUUGAAGCAGCUCGCGCUGGCCCGGCGGCAGGACUUGUCAAACAUCGAUGUGCCACUCACACUGGCUCCCAACUCCAAGGAACUCCUGGAGGUCAUCGGUGCGGCGGUCAAGAGGAAGAAAGCAAAACAUGCUGGGAUCGGCGAGCUGGAGCACAUGAAGAACAGGCCGAUGAUUCUGAUAGACUCGAUCCGUCCGCGAGGGAUGACACCACCCUCCGUCAUCUGGAGGCCCGUCGGACAGGCCGGGGCCACAUUCACUCGCACGCCUACGACUAUCACUACCACGCCCUGGCGACAGCCAGCAUUCACCCCCGCUUCUGGCCCCUUUACACAUCAUGCACCACCACAGCCCGCGCGUCUGUUCUCAUCCAUGAGCGGGCGCGCGCUUCGCAAGGACAACGACAGCAAGACGAAAGAAUCACAGAUGACUCCUCCUCCUCCUCCUCCUCAUACAGCGCCCGCCCCCGCGCCGCCCAAGCUGACGCACGUCUCGGCCUCGGGCUCCGCGCACAUGGUCUCCAUCUCGUCCAAGGCGCCGACGUCCCGCACCGCCACGGCCGCCUGCACCGUGCGCUUCUCGGCCGGGUCGCCGGCGCCGGCGCUGAUACGCGCGAACCAGGUGCGCAAGGGCGACGUGCUGGGCGUCGCGCGCGUGGCGGGCAUCAUGGCCGCCAAGCGCACGCCCGACCUCAUCCCGCUGUGCCACCCCGUCGCCAUCUCGCACGUCUCGGUCGAGCUCGACGUCGUCGUCGCCGCCGCCGCCGUCGAGGUGCGGGCGACGGUCGAGUGCGACGGCAAGACGGGCGUCGAGAUGGAGGCGCUGACGGCGGCCGGCGCCGCGGCGCUGACGGUCUACGACAUGUGCAAGGCGGUCGACAAGGGGAUGCGGGUCGAGGGGCUCAGGGUCGUGUUCAAGGACGGGGGCAAGAGCGGCCGGUGGGUGGAGGGCGUGCAGGACCAGUCCGGGGUUUAG